Malus domestica (apple) is the source of this 1598-nucleotide messenger RNA. Its product is annotated as P-loop NTPase domain-containing protein LPA1 homolog 1-like. Lineage: Eukaryota; Viridiplantae; Streptophyta; Magnoliopsida; Rosales; Rosaceae. The record is from RefSeq and is a predicted model, not a curated record.
AUAUCAUCGGUGUUAUCAUCUCAAAAUCAAUAUCAACAAAAACCAUUAAGUUGGUUACAUCCAAAAAUAAAAUAAAAAAAUCAACCAGCUGCAUGGAUCAUCAAAAUCUUAGGACGCAACGGCAUUAAAUCCAAGAAUCCAAAGUACAUGCAAUCUGCAUUCUGUAAUUUACUAAUCUGCAGGAGAUGGGUCCUAGAACCAUAACUGCUUCCUCCAAAUACGACUUUGUCAAGGUGAAGGUGUGGUUGGGUGAUCAUGCCGAGCACUACUACGUGUUUUCGAGGUUUUUGCUCAGCCAAAUGUUAACCGUCACCAAGAUCCCAAAUCAUGCAGCUAUCAGAAUCGCUCUUGAGCUCAAGAAGCUGCUUGUGGACAACAGCCUUCUAGAUGUGUCGCAGUCCGAUUUGGAAGCUAAUAUGUUCAAGCUUAUGGAGCAGAGGGGCUAUGGGGAAGAGUACGCAAAUCGUUACAAGAUGAUGACGAGAUUUCACCAUCAAAGAGUACCAUUGAUCAUUCUUUUAUGCGGAACUGCCUGCGUUGGAAAGUCGACGAUUGCAACACAAAUUUCACAGAGGUUGAAUUUGCCUAAUGUCAUGCAGACAGAUGUGGUGUACGAAUUGCUGCGCACAUCAACGGAUGCACCAUUGGCAUCUACUCCUGUAUGGGCGCGAGACUUCAGCUCCGCGGAGGAGUUAAUUACCGAGUUUUGUAGGGAAUGCAGGAUUGUACGUAAAGGAUUGGCGGGUGAUUUGAAGAAAGCAGUGAAAGAUGGGAAGCCAAUAAUAAUAGAAGGAAUGCAUAUCGAUCCAAACAUCUAUCUGAUGGCGGAUGAAAAUAAAACACCAGACGAAUCCAGAACACACUUGGAAAAUGUGCUUGUCAGCUCAGAAGAAGGGACACCAACAGCUAACAACGCGAACAACGUAGAUUACCUGGAAGCUAUUGGCCUAGCAGGAAGUGUCAUUGAGAUUAGUAACGAAGGUGAAAGCGUGAAAGGUUCGGAGGAGGUUAAAAGUACUUCUGUUUCGAAAGAGAAGUGUGGUCCUGGACCGAUUAUUAUACCUCUAGUUCUGAAGAUGGCUGAAUUCGAUCACAAUGCAUUACUAGAGGAAUGGUUCUCAACUUUUGCAUUCAAUGACAAACUAGUCCAGGACAAAGAUAAGCUAGCAAGCAACUUAAAGAUCAUUCAGGACUAUCUUUGUUCAUUCAACUCCAAGGGAUUGAAAGUACUCAACCUGUCAACAAACACAUUCAACCCGACGUUGGACUGGCUGCACGGAUAUCUUCUCGAGCGUAUUGAGCAAGGAAUUUCGCCGAAGUCCAACGAAAACAGUAGGCAGCUUCAGGAAAAUUAGACUGCGUUCGUAUGUUAGCUCAAGGGUUCAGAAUCGGAGAAAAGAUUCGGCAAUCUAAGGGUUCUAAAGCAGCAAACCGAUUUGGAUGGCGAAGAUCAAGUGACAGGAUUUGGAGAAAUUGCCCUGGCACUCAAAAUCUGUUGAUAAAAUUUUACAAAUCUUUCAGAGUUUUUGUAUGGAUAGAUAUUUAUGCAUUUUUGUGGUGAAAUUUAUGAUUCAUUGAAGACUAAAGGUUGAGGGCGA